AUGAUCGUCAUGGGCCUGGGCCUGUUAAGACUGGUGGGGAUGGGGAAGGUGUUGUUGCUCCUCAUCAUCAUGAUCACAUCAAAGAUGAGUAACGCUUCUUGGGAUCUUGGUCAGGUUCGCACUCUCUACAGCAUCCAGGGUUAUUUCUUCAGGUUUCUGCAGUAA
Molecule: messenger RNA, 165 nt
Organism: Eruca vesicaria subsp. sativa (arugula)
Lineage: Eukaryota; Viridiplantae; Streptophyta; Magnoliopsida; Brassicales; Brassicaceae
Source: the annotation of a GenBank genome assembly